Molecule: messenger RNA, 999 nt
Organism: Echinostoma caproni
Lineage: Eukaryota; Metazoa; Platyhelminthes; Trematoda; Plagiorchiida; Echinostomatidae
Source: the annotation of a GenBank genome assembly
AUGGCGGAGUACUAUGAUGAUUAUUCGUCAGAUGAGGAAAUAAUUGAAUUUCGUCGACGAAACGAGGAGGCGAAGAAAGCGCGUGAAAGAGCACGAAAACAACUGCUUGAGGAAAAAAUUUCCCCAAGAAUCAUGUACUUUAACAGACCGUAUCGGGAUAUGCAAAUCAGCUACGCGAAACGUAAAAACCGAGCCGAUGCGGAUACGGACACCACUCGUGUCCGUCAAAUUGCUCGUGACGCGACGGCUCGCAUAUCGGACGAGUAUACGGCAGCAUUGUCGAAAACUCAGGAAAAGGACAGACAAACUUUGGAAUACAUUGACGAGCUAUUGAAUCAAACAGCCCUACCGUAUGGAAGUUUACGCANUGUGCCGAUUACACGAUACUAUCCGCGCGAAGAGGAAUACGAGGAGGCACGGGACGCUGGUGUGUCAGAAUAUCGAGCACACACGUUGAAUAGCGAGUAUCGUGGUGACAGAGCGAGCUCGAAUACGGUGAGGUCCAAUGAAGGCAAACCAUCCGAAACCGCGCGCGAGCGUGUUCGUCGUAUUGAGGCACACUUGGACGGGAUAUUGGAUUACGAAAUUCCGAGUGCAGAGAAUUUCAAAAAUAUGCGUCACUCGUUGAGGAAUAUCAAUGACAAGAUUGUGACACACAAAUUGAUCCUGGAUCGACGUGCGGGAGUCAAUCUGAACGACGAUGAGGAUGACAAACGAAAGGUCUCGGAAAGAAUCGAUGAAAAGUAUCGAGAAUUGGAAGAUAGGAUGCCAUGUCUUUCUGUCUCAGAGCGCAACAAGUACAAGCAUCAUAGUAGCCGCUUCGAUCCCAACAUGAUUCCGGGCUACAUCACCGGCCUGAGCAUUACGAAUUCAGAACAGAAUGCCGAAUUGCGUGGACGCAUUCGCACCUUGCUUUGCCGCACUCGUCGCACGACUGGAUCAGGCGAGGCACACACGGGCACGGCUCGCCGACGCAAGGAAGUCACCAUCAAGGGAUAA